AUGCCACUGCCCGGCGUGGAUGCGGACGAUCGGGCGCGCCGUUUCGACCCGCACCUCCUGCGGCGUCAGCAGGACGCCGCGCUUUUCGUUGCUCAGCGACUCGCCGAGGAGGGGGCUGCCCUGGUAGCGCUGCCGCACCGCCUCGGGCGGGCCAAGCCCAAGGCACUCGAUCAGGCCCCAGCUGUAGAGUCGCCCCUCCUCCGACAGCGCGAUGGUGAAGAAGCUCCCGCAGCUGACCUGCACCACGCGCUUUCCCUCCAGCGACUCCACCAGCUUCGGCUCGUCGAUCUUCUUGAAAUUGGCGUCGAAGUACUGCGGCCCAAGCCCGCUCUGCCCGUGGUUGUUGUUCCCCCAAAAGUAAACCCGGUAGUCCUCGACCACCGCUAUGGCAAAGGCGUAGCCGGCGGAGAUGUGCACCACGCGGUGGCGCUCAAAGAGAGGGAUCCGCCGCGGCACAAGCACGACGGCAGACCUAUCGCAGGGGUGCGUCUCCAAGUUCUUUGA
Phytomonas sp. EM1 is the source of this 504-nucleotide messenger RNA. Lineage: Eukaryota; Euglenozoa; Kinetoplastea; Trypanosomatida; Trypanosomatidae. The record is from the annotation of a GenBank genome assembly.